This is a messenger RNA of Chara braunii, 4992 nucleotides long. The record is from the annotation of a GenBank genome assembly. NCBI's taxonomy places the organism in Eukaryota, Viridiplantae, Streptophyta, Charophyceae, Charales, Characeae.
CUCGUGCUCUCUCUCUCUCUCUCUCUCUCUCUCUCUCUCUCUCUCUCUCUCUCUCUCUCUCUCUCUCUCUCUCUCUCUCUCUCUCCAGCCAAUCAACAAACACUUGUUAGGAAAGAGAGUCUUACGUUAUCAUUCUUUAUUCAAGAAGGGAGGGGAGAGAGAGCAGUGAGCUGAAUUUGUUAGGGAGGUGUGAGCUGAAGGAGUGGAUAAAGAGUUCAAAACGAAAGGAAGUAGUGGAUAAGGAUUGAAAACAGAAAAGUAGUAGUAGUGGAUAUGAAGGAGUUAAGGAGUAUCAAUGAUCAUGAUGGAAAAAGAUUACUCCAUCCAACGGCUCCGAUGGGAGCCAACAGCUGGUAGUUCAUCUGCGGAGCAGCGAUCAGGAUGAAGCUGAAAUUAGAAGUUGGUGGUAAAUACCAAAUAUAUUGAGCACCUAUCAUACGGGGGGGGCAGCAGGACAGGCGGGAAAAGUUACAUUUGUCGGCAAGUUCUGUGGCGGGAAAAGUUAUCUUUGUCGGCAAGUUCAAUGGCGGGAAACAUCGGAAGUUUUUCCCGCCAUUUCCUUUUUUCUCGUAGAACCCAUUGAUUGCUGCCACAGUCUGAUCAUCUUCAUUCCUGCUCACUUGUUCUCGGAUGCAGCCAUGUCAUCCUUGAGCUCCAAGCUCUGCACUUCUGGAAUUUGUCAUUUCUUCCCCAUCCAUCCGUCGUGUACCUACCCAUAAUCCAUCCCUUGAUUGCUGCAAGCUUUUGCUGUCCAUCAGCUCAGAGUGUUCUUAUCAUUCCAACUUACUCCCUACCAUUUUCACUCGCUUUCGCACCCACCCUCUUCCUCCACUCUCUGUCUCUCUAUAUCUCUCUCACAGUCUCUCUCUUUCUCUCUGUCUCUUUGUCCUCUUUCUCACAUUCUUCUCUCUCCCCCUCUAUCUCUCUUCCUCUCUCUCUACUCACACUACUGCUUUCCUGGGUGUAUCUGACCGCAAGUAUGUCCGGGCGAGGAAUGAACACGUAGUAUCAAAGAGGAGAGGAGGAGGAGGAGGAGGACGACGAGGUGGACGGUAAACGAAGAAGUAGCGCGGCAGCUUCGAGGGCUCCUGACGGCCAAGAGGGAACGUUCCACCUGUGGCGCUGGCCUUGGCAAUUGGGAAAGAAACGUGUGCCCUGCUAGCUCGAUCGCACUAGAACAGAUGCCUGAUGCCGACGUCGACGUCAACCAGGACGACCGGGCUGUCGCAUUUCAUCGUCACUAACCUUGCAACCCACUUCUUCACGCAGUCUGCUCUGCACGAUUCUUUCUUGACUUGGGUUUGGGUUCAAUUUGUUUUCUGUUUUGUUUUCGUGUUUUUUUUUCUUCUUUUUCCUUUUCUCCAUGUAUCUCUUCUUAUGUCUGUCAGUUCGGCUGUUUAUUCCUCGCUCUAGAUACUGAGCUUCUCUCUCCCCGUGCUUAUGAGUCGGCAGAUUCCUUAUCUGCCUGUGCGCUCAAUGUGAUUACUAUUUCCUGUCUCCUUCUUCGUUUCACAUUGCGUGGGUGUGUAAGUGUUUAGAAAGGAUAUAAGCGGGUGAACAGUUGCGAUGGGGCCGGGGGCAUGGCGAGACGUUCCUUUCUCUAGAAGCAGCGAGGUCGAGAGAGGAGAAUGGGAUGCCACAGACCCUACGGCGCCACCGCUACCACCUCAGCCCACGGAAUAUCACGUGCCGUUACGAGAGGAAUCUUUCUCCUUGUCACCCUCUGGCCUUGCGCCCCCGACAUCUCCGUCUCAGGUCUCCUCGACGGCGGAGCCAUGGCUGUCGCUUGAUGAAGAUGGUGGGCGGCAGCUGGGUCGCCGAGCGGCAAACGGACGAGGAGGGGUAGCAGCAACACAAACGGGUGGGGUGGCGGUUUCUCCUUUCCCCAAAGCGCCGACUUCCUUAAUCGGGGAAGAAGGCUCCCUUUAUCCGCAACUGAUGAUUGGCCGGGGAACUGCCGACAGGGAGGAGGAACAGCAGCAGCAGCAGCAGAGGCAGCGGCGUUGGACAGAUGAUGAGGACAUGUCCACGCGGCCUCCAUCAGCUUCACCGGCAGUGGGUAAUUGGGGAAGGGAAGUUGAUGAAGGGGAAAGAAGAACAGCGGGUGAAGGAAGCGUGCCGUAUUACCUGCCUGUAGGCAGUAGAAGUGGAGGGGAGGAGAGGGCAAGAGAAGGAGGGCGGGGAGAAAUGCACAAAGCACGAGUCAGCGAGGGGACCUCGGGGAUGGAGGACGACUGGAAUUCCCCCGAACCGUUACUGACGGGUUCGACAUCAAGACCGCAAGAAAGCAGAGGCCAAGGAGGGAGCUCUGUUGAGUGGGGGGCGAGAACAGCGGGAGGCGGCAGCGGGCGAGGAGGCCAUGGUGGAGGGACACCCUCUUCACGCAAAGCUGUGGAACGCGAAUCUUCAUAUGGCACUGAGCAGGGGUACUCACGAGGCGUCCCAGAUGAUUCUUCUUCAGGGGGGGGUCGCAAGCCAAAGGGAGACCGGGGCUGCUGUCGACGCUGCACAUGGCUUGUUCCCACGGUUGUGAUAGCUUGCUGCGUUGUGUUUGUCAUUUCGAUGUACCGAAACAACUGUUCUGAGAACGCUGGUGCCGCAGCGAACAAAUGUUUCCUCCCUUCUCUCGGUCGCUUCUCUUUUGAGCCCCUGAAGAUGAAUCCAAUGAUCGGCCCAUCACCGAGAACGCUUUUGAAUUUUGGCGCGCUGGAAACGGAGUUGUUGCGGAAGCGGCACAAGAACAAGUACCGGCUCUUUACGUAUGUCUGGCUUCAUGCUGGCGUUGUUCAUCUUGUGCUGAACAUGCUGGGUGUGCUGGUGAUCGGAUUGCGCCUAGAGCAGGAAUUUGGACCAUGGAGAACACUGCUUGUCUACCUUGUCAGCGCUUUUGGCGGGAGUUUGAUGAGCGCGUUGCUUUUGGCGGGAGGUGUAAUCGUAGUGGGCGCCUCCGGUGCUCUCUUCGGCCUUUUAGGUGCCACAUUGGCAGAAUUGAUCGUUAAUUGGACCAUCUACGGCCGGCGAAUCAGCACGCUCGUCACGUUGAUCUUCUUGAUUGUCGUCAAUCUCCUUGUCGGAUUGACUCCUCUCGUCGACAACUUCUCUCACAUUGGCGGCUUUGUCUCCGGCUUGCUUCUUGGGUUCGUCUUCCUCGUGAAGCCGCAGUUCGGUUACCUCGCCGAUGACAUUCAAUUUAAAUACAAUGGCUACAAGGACUACACUGUGUACCCGGUUCCUCCUCUCCCUAUGGACGAUCCGUAUGUUGUUAUCCGUCCUGGUGCCCCGCCCAAGAGGAAACAUAACCAGUUCCAGAGAACUAUGCGCUGCAUCGCCUUUGCAUUGCUGCUGUUCGGAUUGGCCUCCGCCACCGCGUUCGUGUUGCUCAACGUCGACGGCAAUAAAGCAUGCUCGUGGUGCAAGUAUAUGGAUUGCGUCGAGACCCGUUUUUGGGAUUGCGACCGGCAGGUGAGAACAGUAAGCUGUACCUUGAUCAUAGAGGGCGAUACAAGUAUCACCUGUCCUGACGGUAUUAGGCACUUCCCGCUGCCGGUCAACGCUUCCCAAAGGGAGAUCGAGAGAACUUGUGUGAACAAUUGUACUUAGGUCCCUCGGUAUCUGUGUAUGUGUGCUUGUGUGGUAUGCUUGACUCUAUCAGUGGCAUGGACGCUUGCUUCGUCAGUGUGCUUCAGUCACUCUGCAUUCCAAUCCAAUCAGCUGGUAUUUCUUUGGGGCUCCAUCAAAAGUCUGUGGAUGUGUCGGUCCCGUAUUCAUCUAUCCCCUUCUUUCCUCCACGAAGAACUAGAAACCUUUAUACGUGCGAGGAGAUUCCCUCCUUCGUUGUAGGUCUGCCGUGACAAGCCCUACUUGUGAAGGCACAAUUGUGGCCUUUGGAAGGGGAGGAGGGACUUGUUCUUCUCUGGAGGUGUUGCUGUCGAUGGUGUUGAUUUUCCAACCGGCGUGGUGGCCUCCAGGAAAGCGAGGUUUCCGGCUUUUGUGUGUUUCUCCCAGCAAAGUGAAACCAUUGAUUUGGGGGGGGGGGGGGGGGGGAAGGGCAGGAAGUGGCCUCUCUGUUCCCAAAGCUGGGGGGCGCACGGCCCCACCAAGAUCAUGACUACGCAGUCGCGUGGGGAGACACACAUAGAGAGAGAGAGAGAGGGAGAGAGAGAGAGAGAGAGAGAGAGAGAGAGAGAGAGAGAGAGAGAGAGAGAGAGAGAGAGAGAGAGAGGGAGAGAGGGAGACAGAUGGGUAGGCGAGCCGUGUUGCAAUCGCAGUGCACGUGGAGGGAACACCCGUGCGUGCUUGAAUGGCGUUCUUCUAUUGGCGCGCGUUCUGUGGAUGGUAUUCUCCUUUCGCAAGUUUGUGUCUAUCGCGCAGGCGGUCAGCAUGUGGCGGUGUGGACGUGGCAACCGAGGAGACUAAGGCUCAUGACGAUCAGGAACAGAGGGACACAUGGAAGAAUUUCGACAAGUGAUGUUUCACUGGUCCACUACAGGGUUGAUGGAGAGCUGGGAGGAACCGGGUUAGGGGGAGUCGAUUUGUCACAUAAAAAUCAACAGGAAUGCAUCAGCUAAAGAGGGACUGGAGGGGGUGGGGGGUUGGGGGUGAAGUCGAGGAAGAAGGAUGCCUCUGCGGCUCUUUCGUUAGAUGUGACGAGCUCCAUCACUUGAGGUCUGGCAUUGGUCGAUUGUCGAGUUGUCGAUCUAUCCUUCCACGUAUCCCUAGCUCAGACGACGUUUUGGCAUGUGCAGCUGAUCUAAUUGUGCUUCCCAAAGGUAAAUAGUCCAAGGGCCUCGUCGUCGGUUUUGGAGGGGGGGGGUAUGUGGUCACAGGUCAUCUGUGUUCACUCCCACAUCGGUGAUUGGGGUUUGGGAUUGACUUGGGUGUGGGCGGUGCGGCAGUGGGAAAUGGUGGGCUGAAAGCGAGGCACAGGGGGAGGAAACAGCCGAUCAAAACAAGGGCGGGCAGUCUCAUUAGAAAUGAAUGCAGCUUACGCGG